Eurytemora carolleeae is the source of this 4545-nucleotide messenger RNA. RefSeq names its product Fanconi anemia group I protein (gene FANCI). The transcript is spliced from 20 exons. The record is from RefSeq and is a predicted model, not a curated record. Gene Ontology annotation, biological process: DNA repair. The coding region runs from base 24 to 4202 and encodes 1392 amino acids. Lineage: Eukaryota; Metazoa; Arthropoda; Copepoda; Calanoida; Temoridae. Gene Ontology annotation, molecular function: DNA polymerase binding.
UAAAUUUUUUUGUCCCAGAAAAAAUGUCUGGAAUAAAAGAAAAGUUAUUGACCUUAGGCCGGGCAGGAAAAACAGAGGAAUUGACUAAACUAGUUCAGAAUCAGGAUAUGGAUGGAUUGGUUGAGAUUGUUCGAAGAUCGUUAACUAGUAUUGAUGGUCCUGCAAUGUUUCUCUAUACUCGGCAGGGUAUUGGAGUAGGACCAGAGCUGGAGAAAAAUCGAUUGUCCCUUAUUAAGACGACAUUACAAGAACUCAUUCGAAAUAUCUGUAUUCAGUCCUCCACAGCAAAAACAAUCACGGAGGAGGUUGAGUCUGCAAUCCGGAACCUUGGAAGUGAAAGCCUAUCCGUUCUUGUGGAACUGCUAAUUAGAUGUUUGGAAGAGGUGGAUAAAGGUGGAGGGGAAGAAGAAGAGAAGGAUUUGUCCUGGAUUCAGAUAUUUUCAACCCUGUUCUCCGAGAUCAAGGAGAAGGAGUUCAUCACUCCCAGAGACACGCUAGUGGAAAUAACUGGAGCUGAGUAUAGAAGAAGACUGAUAUCAUCUCUCUGUGAUAUGAGAUGGAACCAUUGUGCAAGUAUCUCCAUGUGUCUGAUGUUUCAGCAAGCCAAGCUAUCAACAGCUGAACUAGAAGAGGUUUGGGUCAAGAUGAACCAAUGUUUACAAAGAUCAGAUAUUAAAGACGUAGCUCCGUUGUUCCAUCAACUGCUGAAACUAGUUCGAACCAGUUCUGUGUGUUCUGGUAAACUAAUCACUAGUAUAACACAAUACUUUACCUCCAAGAUGACCCUAGCCCGGAGGGUUGAGGAGAGCCAGCCUACGAUGGACUCGAUGGAGCUCAUUCAGACAGACUACAGCGCCGAGGAGAUACAGCAGACUGAGGGGAUUAUUAUUUACUAUACUGCACAAGCAGCAAAGAUGGGACACCCUGCCGCCAAGGAGAUUGUUAAGAUCGCCAGGAGCGCCAGUAGUUUCCCAGUCUCCUUGAUGAACCCCUUUAGCCUGUUUAACUGUCUAGCUUUAACCUCCGUUAAGCAGUACAGUGACGCCAUCCUCGACAACCUCAAGCUCACAAUCUCCAAGGGGUUUACGUUGGAAGGAAGCAGAGAGGCUAGUGUCUGGUUCAGAACUCAGACUCCGGGUAUGCCUGAUGUUGCUGGAUUAUUCUCUCUUCUAAUCUCUCAGAGUGUAAGGUUCGGUGGUUGGGAUCUGAUUGGACAAGGGUUGGUUGACCUGAGUUUGAUGAUGUUGGACACCCAGCCUCCUCUAGGAAAGAUGAACAGUAAGACUAGGGCCAUGCACAACCUUGGAGCUGCUAUCCUGGCUAAAGUUAUCAAGAAACACUCCAGCUCCGCUCAGAUAAUAAUACCUAAGAUAACAAACAGGAUAAUUGUGAAUGCUAAAUCCCAGCAGUACACUUACGCUCUGAUGCAUAUAAUCAGGGAGGCGACCACCUACCUCCUAGAGGAUGGUAACGGGGUUGUGAUCACUAAUCUCAUUGAGAACAUUCAUCGGCUUUCAUACACAGCUGGUCGAAGAACUCUCGCUGCUCUUAUUCCAUUGAUGAAGAUCAAUCGCUCUCUAAGGAAUCCUUUGAUAUUGGUUCUCAGAAAAGCCUUGUUUUCUCGUAACAUACAUACACGUCAAGUUGGGGUCAGCGGAGUUUUUACUCUACUUAAAACCUUUAAGAUCUCGACCAACAUGGUCUCCAGUCAGCUUUCUCAAUCUAGUGGCAGCCUUUCGCAGAUGUCAAUCGACAUUCAUAGAGGAGGUGUUGCCUCUAAUGAUGCCCUCUGCACUGAGCUAUUGGGAGUUCUUAGACGAUGUUUUUCCCUUCAACCCAGCGUAAAGAUCGUGUUCUAUCAGGGAAUGAACGAGGUUGUCUCUAAGAACCCAGAGCUGAGCGAAGGAUUCCUAGAAUUACUGCAUCUUCAUAUUCUUGAACUAUUUGGUGUAGGAAACACAGAAACCCUGCCUGAGCUUGACCUGAAUAAAACCUUGGUAGAAAAGAACGGAAGCUGGAGUAUAUCUGAACCUGCUGGUUGGUUCCUUCACUGUCUCCAGACCGUGGUUAGCAAGGCAGAGCAGAUAAUGGAUGCCGGAGACUCCCAGGUUCUAGAUAAACUCUCAGGGUUUAUGGAAAGACUAUGCGAGAGGUAUAGUGAGUGUGAGAUUGCAGAUCUUGGGUUUGAUCUCACGGAUAAUUUGGAUCGUAAGACCCCGGAUGGGAAGAAGCGCUGUCUGAAGAUUGAUAUCUUGAUGACUAUGUACGAGGCAAUGAUGGAGUUUGUCAUGACUCAUGGUGCAGAUAAAGUAGAAGGGAAGGCAACCCUUCUCCUUCAACUUCAUCAGAACCAUCUUACUCUCAGGAAUCUUCUUAAUGCACCUAAACCAAAGAAGGGAGGGAAAAAAGGAGACAAGGCAAAGAAGGAAGAGAAGGAGGACGGAAAUGAGACGAAUGACGGAGAGAAAGAGAAAGAGAAGGAAAAGGAGAAAGGAAUGAAAAGAAAAAGAGAUGGAACGGAUCCUGAUGAGUUCACAAUGCUUCCUCACGCAUUCUCCCUGAGAAGUUUAUCCGUCCUGCUCCACUCUCUGCUAGAGAACCGUACUCCGGAUACACAGACUGCUCUCCGUAAGCUCCGGGAGAACGAUGAGUUUCUGGCAUAUAUACAAACUAUACUCUCUGCUCUACUCACUAGAUACAGUAGCUCAAUGGCGGUUACAGGAGAUGAAGGUGUUCAUUCAGACAAUAUAUUCAGAUAUAUUCUCAACAUAACAUCAACAUUGUUCAGGCACACCAUGAUGAGUCCUGAACCUAUCCUCGAGUUUAUGCAAUCUGGGUUGGAACUGCUUGUGUCAGGACUGCAGCUCCUGCUCACCCAGUUCCCAACUAGGAAGCUCGCAAUCAUCAACUCUCUCACAGAUUCAAACCCUGGCAAGGCAUCAGAGACAGAUUUGAACCCUGCCUUGGUUCCUGCUCUCCGACUUGUCAUGAAGAAAAUAUCGCGAAUUAGGGAUGAGUUGAAUGAGAAUGAUACUGCUGGCAAGAUGCUUCCUCCUAUUCUUGGAGUUUAUAGUAUCCUCAUGCAAGAACUCAAGGAGGGAGAGAGUGCUGAAGGUCCCUGUGAGUGGAUGAAGAAGUUCUCCGAAGGGUUCAGCAGCGAGGAUACGUCCUUGUCUAAACAUGUUGUCAAGCUCAUAUUCCUCAUAAACCUCAGGCUUCAGUUCUCUGGUGUGUUGUGUCGUAGAACUGCUGGACAGCUACACUGUAUCUACGGGGACCUUGAUACUACAAGAGAGGUUGAGGCAAGCAAGAACAUGAGUUUUUUGAACGAGGAAACUGCAGACAUAAUUCUUCCCCUUCUAGUAGACCACAUGGAUCAAAAUAUUGAGUAUGUUGACCAGGCGAUUACCUGGCUGAAGUCGCUGGCUAGCAGUGCGCCGGCGCAGGUCAACCAGCCUGCCGUUGAACUUUCUAUUACGGAGCAUAUGGCGAAGAUGGUUGCUCCGAGUUUAGAGUUGGUGAACACUGCUCUUCCUGUUGGUUCUAUCUCAGAUAUAACCUUGAAGUUUCUCAUCAAACUAUACAGAAUCCUAGGAAACCUUGCGAACUACUUCUUUCUACGGGCCCGUUACAGUCGGGGCAGUGUGGUUGGAAGUAAGUUUGAUAAACUGCUGAGGAUGGUCGGAACUCAACUCAGUCCUAACGUUUACUCCCUUAUCACAUACAUUCAGAGGAAAUUCAAAGAACAGGAAGAUGAGGCUAAAGCAGCGAGAGUAAGGAAGAAGAAGGUUUUGGAUCCAAACCUAGCAAGAGCAAAGGUUCUCAGAGAAACAAAGGAGAUACCGAACCUUAUCUUCCAGAUCGAAACAUUUGAGAAGAAUAUGGCAAAGGUCGGGAAAAGAAUAAAUGAGAAGUUUGAUUUCAAACUCCCGACAUCUAGGGACUUCAGGAUUAAGUUGACUGAGGAGCAUUUGCGUGAACUGAAUGAUGAUGAGUCCGAGGAAGAGAGUGAGGAUGAGAGCGGAGAUGACGCUGAAAACUCCAGGAAUCAGACAACAGUCAGUUCUCAGGAUCAAUCCCAGGGAUCUGUUCUCAGUGUACAGAACAGAUCGCAUUCCCAGGUAUCACAGGAACCAUCAGCCAAGAAGAGCAAACUUGCCUCGAAAUUAAGUAAACUAAAAGAAAACAAAUCUAUGAAAUAGAAGUACCAUGCAUGCUCAUGAAAAGAAGUACAAAAAUGGAAACCCAACGCUUUGACCCUAUAACCUGAAAAAAUGUAUGUUAUGUGAUUUAAUUAGAUAAUGUGAUAAUAAACCUGUGCAUUUAUAUUUGAAUCUACUACAGAAGUUUUAUUUUUUAAAUCUCAAUCUAUCAAACAUGUGGAAGACGCCGAUCACAUGGGGUAAAUAUAAUCGAACGCGGUAUUAGUACGUUCAUUAUUUUCAGAUUAUUCAAAAACUGUAUCUUACCUUAAGCUAAACCCUCGUGACCUUUAAAGUUGAUGGUAUGGAUGCUUUGAAGAUUUAAUUCAGACAUUUUUUCAGA